UCAUUUCAGCAGUACUUAAGUUUGAUUACAAAAUAAUCCUUCAAUGCUGCACAGUUGUGUAGUGCUCAGAAUUCUGUCCGUUGCUGCAUUAUACAAUCGCACCCUACAUUUGAUGUGUAUGGCAGUAAAUUAAAACAUAUAUAGUGCCCAGAAUAUGACUGGGAAAUGUUCACUCGUAUUCAAUAGCGAUAAACACCAUAGUGUUUCUCACUUAAUCUGUAUCUGUCCUUCGUGCGUGAUGUUUACGGAAAAGUUUAUUUUGUGAAGAAAGAAUAAGGAAUUGGCGAACAAUCUCAAGAAACCAUUGAAUUACAGUAGACCCUUGACUUACGAACUCAAUUCGUUCGCGAGGGUUGGUCGUAACUGAAGUUUGUCGGAAGCCAAGUCAAUGGAAAUACCCAUAAUGCGAUCCGAACCUCCCAAAGCACACCCUUACUUACCCUUUUCAUAAUAAAAAAACGGUUGUAUAAUGUGAGUAAUUUACCAGAAACCCCAGUAAAUUCCUAGUGUACUCACUAAAAAGUUAUAAAAUGUGCCUAGCCUUUCUACCUCGUCUAACUCUGUUGAUCAUGACUUACUAAAUUGAGGAACACCUUUGCAACACUAGCUUCCUUAUACAAAUCUUUUCUUUGUAAGACUCGAGAUGGUGGAUUUCGACAUGCUGUAGGCCUACAUAUUAGCAAGAUCGGUCACACGAACGCCACUCAUAUUUCUGCACAAUUUCCUUCUUCUUUUCAAUUGUGGUUGCUUUCUUUACCCUCUCUUCCUUCCUUAGCUUCUUUUCUAGCUUUUUGGGGGAGCAUUUUGAUGCCAAUUAGCGAAAUGAAUUGCAUGAAGCACUGCACUGACCGAAAUGACGCCCACAAACAGGCGUAUCUGGGCUCAGACUGACGCUUACAGACGCCCGUCGGGCAUCUCGACUCUUUGUUUACAGCCGCACAGGCGGAUGCACGUUUCGGCCUCGAUCGGCAUUCGGGUCGUAACUCGAGACUUUGGUCGUAAUCCAAAAGUAAAAUUUUGGUCGUAACCCAAGUUGUUCGUAUGUCAGGUCGGUCGUAACUCGAGGGUCCAUUGUAUCUACAAAGCGGAAUCGAGCAGGUCACUAAUAAAACGCGACAUUGACUACAAUACUAUUACGGUGUUGGGUUUGUGCUGGUGAUGCCAAACUGGUCGCAUCAUAGUAAUAAAUAUUACCUAAAAUACUUAUUUAUUAAAUUCACCAAGUAAGACUGCAUGACAGAAAACGAUAUAACUGUAAUUUAUUUUAAAAGUAUCAGAAUUAUACUAAAAACGAGAAUCCCAAAAAAAGCGAUAAAAACAUAGGUUAUCGUUUUUUUCAGCGACAUUUGUCAAUAUAGGCUAGUUAUACAUGCGUUUUAUGAUUAUUGUGUUUUCCGUUAUCUUAAAUUUUCAUUGCGCUAAUGUCUUUCUGACAUAAAAGUCCAGUUGUCGAUUGUUAUCCGUUUCCAUUUCGGCUAUUUAAAUUAUCUUUUAAAAUCCUAAUUGAAUUAAUAAACAGUCACAUUCUGGCAUAAAACAAACACUAAACACUCGUGGCAUUUUGAUACAUGUUUUUACUGUUAUUAUGGCGCAAUAUUAGGCUAUAUUUAUAAACUUGACAUAUGCACCCCGCACACAACUCGCUAUGUAAUACUACACUUAGACCUUCUCAAGCGAACUUGGAGAAAUAUUUUAGAGUAUCUAUGAACUUGUAGUUUUAAGAAUAGAAGUCCUCGCCAAUAAUGUACGCCAAGCACUCGUGGUUUGACUACAUUUACUAUGAUGCAUUGCGCAGAACAGCUUCGCUAUAAAAGACCGUAAACUGAGCGGUACAGACCAUACCGAACCACCGAGGGACAUGUUGAUUUGUUGAACUGGUUUAAAACUCAAGAAAUCUACGAUAUAUAUUUAUUAAUAAUGUUCUUUAUGACUUGACGCACGAAAAUAGCAGCCUAUCCUCUAACUGAUUAAAAAUACUGUACUGUGUGCUGAUUAUGGCUGCACAGAAUUGCACCGUAUCCCGGGAGCAGCUGGACCAGUGCAAACAGAAAGCCGGCAGGUGCAUCGACGAAGCGCAGAAUAGCCUCUUUCUCCUAAGCAAAGACAUAUGGAGCUGCCCCGAGCUAGCUUAUGAAGAGAAGAAGUCCCAUGACCGACUGGUCCGCUUCUUUUCGGAGGAGAAGGGAUGGCAUGUGGAGGGUCACUACACGCAGGAAACGGCAUUCCGGGCUUCCUGGGGGCCAGUCGGCGGAAAGGAAGGCGACGACGUGCUCAAUAUGGCAUUUCUGUGCGAAUACGAUGCAUUGCCCGGCAUCGGACAUGCUUGUGGACACAACCUGAUCGCAGAGGUGGGGGCUGCCGCGGCGUUGGGGCUGAAGGGCGUUCUGGAGAGCAUGCCUGACUGUUCUGUGCGCACUAAGGUGACGGUGCUGGGGACUCCGGCGGAGGAGGAAGGCGGCGGAAAGGUGGACAUGAUCCUGGCCGGAGCCUUUGAGGGGAUUGAUGUAGUUUUCAUGGCCCAUCCUUCCCAGGAAGACGCCCCCUAUCUCCCAGCUGUAGCAGUGGUGGACGUGACUGCGAAAUACUACGGCAAAGCGGCGCACGCCUCUGCCUACCCUUGGGAGGGGAUUAAUGCCUUGGAUGCUGCCGUCUCGGCCUAUAACAGCCUGUCUGCACUGCGGCAGCAGCUGAAGCCGGAUUGGAGGGUCCAUGGCAUCAUCAAGCAUGGCGGCGUCAAGCCCAACAUCAUCCCAGAUUACACCGAGCUUGUGUUCUACCUGCGGACCCCCAAGUGGCAGGAUUUGUCCACCAUCAAGGCCAAGGCUGAGAUGUGCUUCCGGUCUGCAGCCAUGGCAACGGGCUGCCGCGUCGAGCUGGAGUAUUCAAAGCACGAGUACCACAGCAUCCUCCGUAACACCACCCUGGACCGCUUAUACGAAGAGAACGGCCGAGCCCUGGGGGUCCAGUUCACCACCGACCAAGAGGUUCUGAGCAGCUCUUCGGGCUCCACCGACUUCGGAAACGUGUCGUUUGUGGCACCAGGAAUCCACCCGUAUUUCUAUAUCGGCACGGCAGCGCUGAAUCACACGGCGGAGUACACCGCAGCUGCAGGAGCUGAAGAGGCCCAGUUUUACACACUGCGCACUGCGAAGGCCUUGGCGAUGACCGCACUGGACGUGCUCCUCUGCCCAGAGCUGCUGCAGCGCGUCAGGGACGAGUUUGCGGAGGCCAAGCUGAGCGAGCAGCGGGGGCAGCCACAGCAGGCAGGAGGAGCCAGCACCAAGCCUCAACAGCGCCCCCAACAGGCAGCAGGGGCAUCCUCAGCCUGAUGGUUACCCCAGGACAAGCUGCCUGCUCUCACGACCUGUGCCUUUCCCGUCACAAUAAGAGUUGUCUGUACCUUUAAAUAAUCUAGUGGGCUGAAAUUCGAAAGCCGCCCCAUCUGCAAGGAUAUUGAUUAUUUCAGUUUGUACCGUGAAGAUUUUAUAAUGUGAGCUGCCAGUCUCAGUCUGUACCAUGAGGAUUUUAUAAUAUGAGCCGCCAGUCUCAGUCUGUACCGUGAGGAUUUUAUAAUGCGAGCCGCCAGUCUCAGUCUGUACCGUGAGGAUUUUAUCAUACGUGCCGCCAGUCUCAGUCUGUACCGUGAGGAUUUUAUAAUGCGAGCCGCUAGUCUAAUAAUAAUAAUAAUAAUAAUACAUUUUAUUUAUAUAGCACUUUUACAAGAACUCAGACGCCUUACAGAGAAAGUACACAGAAAACAGAUUAUACAUUAUGCAUACGGAAGGCUGAAUGCCUGAGCAAAAAAGGUUUUUAGCUUGGUUUUAAAAUCUGAAACAGAGGUCGAUAAACGGAUGGUAGUAGGUAGUGAGUUCCAAAGGCGGGGAGCUAAACGGGAGAAUGCACGGUCACCAUAGCGAUGUAAUCUGGAAGGGGGGGUGAGGAGAGAGCCAGACUGCGGGGGGGCUGGUAGGGUAGAAGCAAAUCAGUAAGAUAUGAUGGACCUUGAUUAUUAAGAGCUUUAAAUGUCAGAAGCAGCAUUUUGAAAUGAAUGCGCUCUUUUAUAGGGAGCCAGUGCAGGCUCUGCAGAACGGGUGUGAUGUGUUGAUAGGAGCAAGUGUGAGUAAGGAGGGGGGCAGCAGAGUUAAGAACUAUCUGAAGUUUAUGAAGAGAUUUAGCGGAGAUACCAGCGAGUAGUGAGUUACAGUAGUGAAGACGGCUAGAGAUAAAGGUGUGAAUGAGGGACUCGGCAGCAGAGUCUGAAAGGUGUGGCCUGGUACGGGCGACGUUACGGAGGUGAAAGUAACCCAGUCUUUGCUGCAGGUGAAGGGAGGGCACUUUGAUGAAGAAAAAAAACGUUUGUUUAAAAUUUUUACAUUUAGUUAAGGCAUUGGAAAGCCUUUGUGAUUGUGAUCUAUAAUGCAUCUAUUCUUAUAGUAUGAGACAAGGUAAAUAUUAACUAAAAAUGACAAGACAUCCUUUGCAGUAGACUGCAUUAUAUGAAUAUAACAACUUUUAAUGACCUGAACCACCAAGACCAUAACUUCAGGCUGAGCAUUGUGGGGGGGGGUGGUUCCAGGGGGUUGUAUUAGCUGGUCUUGAUUACCAUAAUAUACGCCGAUACUCUCAACAAUCACGAUUGCGCUUUAUCUAGCAAAUCUUCUGCAUUAAUAAUGUAACAACAAAAAGCUUCUUGCGCACACCUUAAUGUUUCAGCAUCUGCUUACUUACGGCAUAGGUCUUGUCAUUUUUAUGCAUAGGAAUCAGACUGAUGAUGGAUGUUUUUGGACGAUUGUAUCACUUUUUAUGAAAACACAUUUCUGUAUUUUGUGUUUUUUUCCCAUUUUUGAUAGCCCUUAUCCGCUAUUAUAGAUUCCCUAAGUGUGUUACCCAUUGUCAAUUUGCACAUAUCUUAUAUUUAAUCCUUCAGUAAUUUAACCCAUUGAUGGUAUCUUUUCAUGUACAGACAUAUUGGGAAGGAUCAUUCAUCAGCUGGGCUUAUCAGUCCAUGUAAUAGGACAACAUUUUUUCUUAACAGUGGAAAACGCCCAUUUAUCUUUUUGAUCUUUUAACUUUUAAAUGACAAGGACUCAUGACACCCGUAGGGGCUUCUGACUGAUGUGAGUGAGGGAGAGAAAGGCCUCACUUUGCUGUAACAGCUGAGGUCUUUAGUACUGUAUUUACCUUCAUGGUAAUUUUGCCUUAAGUAUUUAAAAAUUAAUGUUUUGUAGACUUGACUGUUCAUACUACUGAAAAUUAAAAUGAGUUCUGUGUAGCAAAUGGUUCACAAAACAAGAAUGUGUUGGUGAAAGGUUUGUAUUUUUAUUGCUAGUCAAAUCCAAAAUAUUAAUCAGUGGACAAACAUUCCCUUAAAGAGUAUCGGAGAGA
Molecule: messenger RNA, 5385 nt
Organism: Paramormyrops kingsleyae
Lineage: Eukaryota; Metazoa; Chordata; Actinopteri; Osteoglossiformes; Mormyridae
Product: xaa-Arg dipeptidase
Molecular function (GO): dipeptidase activity
Source: RefSeq, a predicted model, not a curated record